Messenger RNA from Cooperia oncophora, 393 nucleotides. The record is from the annotation of a GenBank genome assembly. Lineage: Eukaryota; Metazoa; Nematoda; Chromadorea; Rhabditida; Trichostrongylidae.
AUGGGAGAAAAGGUCUUCAAAGAAUCACUGCUAGCAUUACACGGCAGUACCGCACUGGGCGCUGUGAAAGCUACUGUUAUUGGAAUGAACGAUAAUAUGAUAGAGAUGGAGUUCACACUAGUCCGCCCACUUGCACGAAGUGUAGUCAUUGCAACGAAAACGAGAUAUAUGUACUUGGCAUCAGAGUACGCAGCGAGGGAUUGGGAGGCUAUUGAUAUCAAGUGUCCGACGUUUGCUGUAGACAUUCCGAAGGGAAAAAUGUUGAUGAUUGGGGGAGUGGAUGUCCAUUCACGUUGUGUUCAGGAAUCACGGGACGGAGAGCUACGCGUCAUAGUGCCGGAAACGCAGUACUCACCCGUUGAAUCGCUAUACAACGAAUGGAUGGGAACGUAG